AUGUCCUCCCUCUCGACUCCUCGACUCGACUCGACUGCCGUCCAGCGGGACUUGAACCCGCUUCUUAGCAGAGCGAUGCACCAUUUCGACACGUAUGACAUAACCUGCCGGGAGGCACAAGUUCACGAGUUAAUUGCCUCGAGUGCACGCGCUGGGCUGGGCAGCUCGUCUGUCCGACCGCUGUCAGCCAACACCGACAGCCAACACCGACAAUUGCAUUUAACACGCACCAGCGACGUGCAGACCAGUCGAGUUGGCCAACCGUGGAGCGAGCGAAUUGCGUCGAGCCGGCAAAAAUGGCGCCAGCUGGACUGCGCUGAAAAGAGACAAACAGUUCAGCCGCAGUCUUAUCGAUCCACUUGCUCGACGAGCACACAGACUACUGCUACUGCAGCUCGAGUAGCAAGCUCUUUUCUCUUUGGACAAGUUGCCUGCCUGCAGCCCUCGUGGCGCCCUCCCCUCCGCCUCGGGCCGGCACUGGUCUGGGCCGAAAUCGAUAAUGCAAAUGUGACGGCUCCCUGUGGAUGCGCCUCUUUUGCUUCCGCCCAACAAUCGAUAGUCUCCAAUGCCCUGCCAACUCUCGUUUGUCCUCGAAACCCGACCAGCUUUUCGCCGUCUCCAUUUCGCUUCGCGUGUGUCGGUUUGGCGCAGUUUCCUGUUUGCAUGCGUGGGCGGCCCACAGAGCGCCUCUGGUCGGUCGAUGUGUCUGUGCCACUUGCGCUACACCUGCCGGUUUGUGCUGCAGCGUGCAGGCGACGGCAGAUCGCAGGCGCUGGUUCGAUUGGCGCAGCCAAUCGGCUCUCGGACCUCACGUCGACUAGCUCUCUCGCUCUCUCGCUCUCUGGCUCUUUCGCUCGCACAGCAUAG
Molecule: messenger RNA, 867 nt
Organism: Protopolystoma xenopodis
Lineage: Eukaryota; Metazoa; Platyhelminthes; Monogenea; Polystomatidea; Polystomatidae
Source: the annotation of a GenBank genome assembly